AUGGCUACAUGCUCAAAUCAUGUGAACGACCUGCCUCACUCCUAUGCAAAUGGUGAUAAGCCUAAUCAAUCUUUUAUGGACAACGAACCUAGGAUUAAUAUGUGUUUUGAUUCAAUGGAAGAUGCAAAGAAAUUCUACACAAAUUACGCCAUUACAUGUGGUUUUGCUGUNAGGACAAGAUCAUCAAAGAAGGAUAANGACANUAAUGUGUACUAUUUGCGAUUAGUUUGUUCCAGAGAAGGAAAAUAUGUAUCUUCNAUAAAACCAGAGGUGAAAACACAUGCAAGUCAAACAAAUCAAUGUNCAGCUAGCAUAACCAUUGGAAGGAAGGACAANUAUUGGGUUAUAAAGAGCGUUGUUUUAGAUCACAGUCAUGACCUAUGCCCUAAUACAUCUAAGUUGAUUCCUGGGAAUAGAAAGUUGACCAUGCAAGCUAAACACACAUUGCAGGUCAAUGAUGAUGNGGGGGUUCGCAUUAAUAAGAGUUUCCUUAGCAUCGUCGGUGAUGUUGGUGGAUUUGAGAAUAUGGAAUUCGUGGAACGUGAUGCAAGGAAUUACAUUGUGCAACACAGGAGAUCUUUAUGUAAGGACGGUGAUGGUCAAGCACUUCUUAAACUUUUUUCAUCCAUGAAAGCAUUAAACAAUGACUUCUUCUACGACAUUGCAUUGGAUGAAAGGAAUAUAAUAUGUAGUGUUUUUUGGGCAGAUGCAAGAAGUAUAGCUGCAUGUGCAGAAUUUGGUGAUGUUGUGUCCUUCGACACCACUUACUUAACNAAUAAGUAUGACAUGCCCUUUGCGCCAUUUGUAGGCGUUAACCACCAUGGUCACUCAAUUUUACUUGGAUGUGGAUUGCUUUCUUCCGAAGACACUGCGUCCUUUGUGUGGUUGUUUGAAUCUUGGUUGAGAUGCAUGGGAAAUAAGGCNCCUGAUGGCAUUAUAACGGAUCAAUGCAGGGCAAUGGCCAAUGCCAUUGAAGAGGUUUUUCCAAAUACAAGACACAAAUGGUGUUUAUGGCACAUGAUGAAGAAGUUGCCCGAAAAAUUUCAAUCCUUCAAAAAUUACGUUUCAAUUAAAGCAGAUAUACAUGCGCUUAUCUAUGACUGUGGGUCGCCGACGGACUUUGAGAAUGGAUGGAAAGAACUUCUUAAAAAACAUGCAUUGGAGGGGAAUGAUUGGUUCAGUAAUCUUUAUGAGGAAAGAAGGAAAUGGGUUCCAUGUUGUUUAAGGAGUGAAUUUUGGGCAGGUAUGUCAACAACACAAAGAAGUGAGGGUAUGAAUGCCUUCUUUGAUGGAUUUAUAAAUUCAAGCACCACAUUACAUCAGUUUGUGGUUCAAUUUGACAAUGCACUUAGAGUUAAAGCACAAAAAGAAACGCAGGCUGACUUCUCCUCACUAAACACCAGAUUGGUUGUGGGUCCCAGUCACCAAUAG
Molecule: messenger RNA, 1431 nt
Organism: Vigna radiata var. radiata (mung bean)
Lineage: Eukaryota; Viridiplantae; Streptophyta; Magnoliopsida; Fabales; Fabaceae
Product: protein FAR1-RELATED SEQUENCE 5-like
Exons: 1
Coding region: 1-1431 (476 amino acids)
Biological process (GO): regulation of DNA-templated transcription
Source: RefSeq, a predicted model, not a curated record